Molecule: messenger RNA, 1850 nt
Organism: Juglans microcarpa x Juglans regia
Lineage: Eukaryota; Viridiplantae; Streptophyta; Magnoliopsida; Fagales; Juglandaceae
Product: putative glucose-6-phosphate 1-epimerase
Exons: 8
Coding region: 576-1490 (304 amino acids)
Biological process (GO): carbohydrate metabolic process
Molecular function (GO): carbohydrate binding; isomerase activity
Source: RefSeq, a predicted model, not a curated record
CAAACCAAAAUGUUGAUGAACUUUUGUUGACGUAGUGCGCUCCAUUUAUUGGUUGUGGCGUGCUUCAGUUUUUCUCUAUAUUUAUUAAAUAAAACCGUUCCCAUGGUAAGGUGUUUUAUGUCUGAAGCAGACAUUGAGCGACUUCGUAUUUUCUAGUCCCGUUUUGAUUUCCAGAAGUAUUUUGGUCAUCUGGGUCACUGUUUCAGGAAUUGGGUUUUUGUCUCCUGUGUUGUUUUUCUGUUUCUUUACGGAAUUUGGUUUGGUUUGAAAUUGGGUAUUGAGGGUCAUAGAUUUUUUUGGUCUUUAUAAUUCGUCGGUGGGUUUUGAGCGGUGAAUAGAGAUUAAGGUAGUUAAAUUGGUUGUUGGGUUUUUGGUUUCAAAUCACGAGAAAAUUGGUGAGUCACAAGAAAGCUGUAAGUGGGAAAGCUCAGGGUCUCAACUGCUUCUGUGAGCCAUUUUCUACUGCCCUCACAAGUAGUUUUUCUUAGGGUUUGGGACUCUACAUUCAGGUUUUGUCUUGGAGAGAGUUCUGUCUUCUUGUUUCUUCCUUCUGAUGUCCUUAUUGUGUUUUUGAAAUGAAUCAUUCUGGGUUAGAAAGAAAUCAGAGAGCAGCAGUUGAAGUUACAAAGGACAAGAAUGGAAUUGACCAGGUUGUCCUUCAGAACACUCGAGGAGCUUCAGUGAGGGUUAGCUUGCAUGGAGGGCAGAUUCUUUCAUGGAGGACUGACCAUGAUGAAGAAUUAUUAUUUACUAGUAGUAAGGCAAUCUUUAAACCACCACAAGCAGUGCGAGGAGGAAUACCAAUUUGUUUCCCACAGUUUGGAAGCCGUGGACUGCUGGAACAACAUGGGUUUGCCAGGAACAAGAUUUGGGUCUUUGAUGAAAAUCCUCCACCCCUGCAUCCCAAUGAUUCAAAUGGAAAAGCCUACACUGACCUGCUACUUAAAGCAUCUGAAGAAGAUCUAAAGGCCUGGCCCCAUAGUUUCGAGUUCCGUCUUAGAGUCUCUUUGGCAGAGGAUGGGUAUCUAACAAUGAUAUCACGCAUCAGAAACAUCAAUUGCAAGCCUUUCAGUUUCUCAUUUGCGUAUCGUACAUAUCUCUCCAUCUCUGAUAUCAGUGAGGUGAGAAUAGAGGGGUUGGAGACUCUCGACUAUCUUGACAACCUGUGUGAGAAACAGCGCUUCACAGAACAAGGAGAUGCCUUGACAUUUGAAUCUGAGGUGGAUCGAGUUUAUCUUAGCUCUUCGGAUGUGAUUGCUGUUUUUGAUCAUGAAAAAAAGCGCACAUUUACCGUACAGAAGCAAGGACUUCCAGAUGCAGGGGUCUGGAAUCCAUGGGAGAAGAAGUCCAAAUCCAUAGCGGAUUUUGGGGAUGAGGAGUACAAAAAGAUGCUUUGCAUUGAUGUAGCAGCAGUGGAGAAACCAAUCACCUUAAAACCAGGUGAAGAAUGGACAGGCCGGUUGGAGCUCACCACUGUCCCUUCAACUUAAUAUUGACCAAUCCCUAUUCUCACAAGAUUAUUUUCUAGGUUGAAUACUACUAAUACCAAUAACCAACUAAAGAAGGCUGCUUUUUUGUUUGUGCUAGUGGCGACCACUAAUGCUCCUUAUAAUCUGUAUUUGCGGUGUGAAAUUGAAUAAGAACAUCACCUCCUAGAUUGGUGAUCUGGGUAAUCUAAUCUAUGUUCCUGCAAUGAAGCUGGAGACCUGUUUUAAUGUUUCUCUCCACUUUGUUAAGGGCAGAAAAUGUAUACAUUUACCUACACAGUCUGUAUAUGGACUGUGGAAUAAGUGAAAAUGUAAUCUAAUCUAUGUACCUGCAAUGAAGCUGGAGACCUGUUUUAAUGUUUC